AUGUCUUUUCAGGACACGCAUAUCGAAGCUGGCACACUUGUAUUCACCCUUCCACUAUCCAAAAGCGGCACUAGACAACAGAAGCCCAAGCGAUGCGCAGGGCAGCCAAUUUACUUUGGACUUACCCUGAACUACGAGUCUGGGCCCAUCCUCUGGCCUUGGAAAGGUUUCCUCUGCUCAGGAGUGCCCCUAGAUGCCGUAUGCCUCCUGGAUGGCAUGACAGAAGUCACCGUGAGAGCCGACGCUGUCUGGAACUAUGAUGACAACGAGAGACGCCGCAUCACCAACUUCAACAAAGAAUAUGUCAAGGAGAACGCCUGCCGGGCCAUCAAGAAAUGGUCUCGUGAAGGUUCCCAUCCCCAGCCGACCAUCGACGCCGAAGACAGUGCGUUGCACAUCGCGCAAUUGAAGCUUGGAGCUUCGUGUGUUCGCCCUGAAGCGGAGCGUAUGGCCAAAGUUGCCGACGAAGUUGAGAACAAACCCCCUGGGCGCAGUCCGGUCUUCCCGUGA
Molecule: messenger RNA, 510 nt
Organism: Fusarium redolens
Lineage: Eukaryota; Fungi; Ascomycota; Sordariomycetes; Hypocreales; Nectriaceae
Exons: 2
Coding region: 1-510 (169 amino acids)
Source: RefSeq, a predicted model, not a curated record